AUGGCUGGCAAAGGAACUGAUCGUAAAAAAGCUAAAGAUAAAGCCUCAGCUAAUGAGAACAGUGAUAACUUGGCUGCAUUCACACUACCCGAUUCGUUACCAUGCUCCGAGAUUGAAUUUGCUGUAAUUCUAAAAAGAAACAAUAGAGCUAACUGGCAAAAAAUUGUGGAAGAAAGAGAAGAAGAACUUAAAGAACUUGAACGAUAUAAGGAAAGUAAAACAGAACCAACACCAAAGUCACCUUUUCUCAGAACGGAAAGCGACUACAUAAAAAAUGAAGUAUUUGCCUAUUUAAUUCCUGCAUUGGAAGAAACUUUGAACAAGGCAAAAAUGUGGGACGCGUUGAGAAUUCAGAAGUGCUUUUUCAAUGGAAUAGACCACAUUGUACAAUAUUUAUGGAAUAACAAUCCGCGCUAUCCAAAUCGAAAAACAAGAAAACUACAUUUAUUCAACAUGCCAUGGAUUCGUGAACAUCUUCAGAAACACCCGCGGCCAUAUUAUCCGAAAUCGUGGUUGUGGCCUGAAGACUAUGCAGCCACACUGAUACAAAAGAGUGUCCGUCAGUACUUUGUACAAAGGGAAGAAGAAGUCCAAGAAAUGCGAGAAUUUUGGAGGAAAUUGGACAUGGAACACAAUUUACCCGAGAUGGAUACCAAUCCAUUCUUAGCCAAGAAAUUUGCUUCUUUGCAAACUUUUCACAAGAAUUAG
This is a messenger RNA of Zerene cesonia (dogface butterfly), 708 nucleotides long. RefSeq names its product IQ domain-containing protein K-like. Bases 1 to 708 code for a protein of 235 amino acids. The transcript is spliced from 5 exons. NCBI's taxonomy places the organism in Eukaryota, Metazoa, Arthropoda, Insecta, Lepidoptera, Pieridae. The record is from RefSeq and is a predicted model, not a curated record.